This is a messenger RNA of Pyricularia pennisetigena, 459 nucleotides long. RefSeq lists its product as uncharacterized. The record is from RefSeq and is a predicted model, not a curated record. Bases 1 to 459 code for a protein of 152 amino acids. The transcript is spliced from 2 exons. NCBI's taxonomy places the organism in Eukaryota, Fungi, Ascomycota, Sordariomycetes, Magnaporthales, Pyriculariaceae.
AUGUCGACCCGACAGAGAGGUGCGCUCGGCUCGGCAGCGCGGCAGUGGCCAAUAGGACUUUCGGGUAAUUGUUAUAAUCGAGGGCGACGGGGCCCCGGGCAACACAGCGAUGAUACUUGUUCGCGGGUAGUGGAGGAGUCCCUUGCACCUCUCCACAAUCAAGCAGUACCAAGGCUCGCGGCCCCUGGGGACGGGUAUUGGUAUGGCUGUGCAGUUACUGUCGGGGCAGCCAGACGAAAAAAGAUCAAAAGCAAAAAAAAGCAAAUAAUAACCCAUGGGGGACCUGACCCGACCCCCCUAACCGCACCCGGGUACGGAUUGGCGGGCACGGCGUUGCGUCAGGCCCAGAAAUGGAAGCGGGAUUCAAGAUCGGUAAUUCGAAGGUCAGUAGCUGAAGGCGGUGGUGGUUGGUGGGGAUCUUACGCAGAACGGCUGUGCUGGUCGGCAAUAGAAUGCUAA